AUGAAUAUAUAUACUCAUUUAGAAGAUUUAUCAAAUGAAAUAUUUGAUUAUUUUCAUGCACUUGAUAUUUUUACUAGUUUUGUUUCAUUAAAUCAACGAAUUUCAUCUAUUUUGCAAUUGAUUCCACUUCGUAUUAUUAUUUCACAUAAUAAUUGUCGUCGUCAAAUUGAUUUUCUUUCUUCUUAUCUUACAUAUCAUGUUGAUCAAGUUAUUUCAUUAAAAAUUCAUGAUAUAAUUCUUGAUUAUUCAUAUAUUAUUAAUUUAUUAUUUAAUCGAUAUAACUUUAUUAAUCUUCAAUCAUGUAUAUUUCUUGCAUUUAAUCCAUCAACAAAACUUGAAAAUAUUUUUAAACAAAUUCAAAGUCUAAAUAGACUUGUUAUAUUUGAUUUUCAUCAAUCAUUUCAUAGAAAUAUAAAUGAAAAAGAUAAAUGUGAUUUAACUCAAAUAAUGUUAAUGCAUAAAUCAUCUUUUCUUCAUUCAAUGGUACUUCAAUAUCGUUAUGAUUAUUUAGAUAUAUCAAAUAAUACUUUAAUAUCUUCGAAUCAUAUAUCCUUUAGUUAUGUAGAUAUGAUAGAUCUUCAACUGUAUCUUUUUAUUUAA
Rotaria sp. Silwood2 is the source of this 600-nucleotide messenger RNA. Lineage: Eukaryota; Metazoa; Rotifera; Eurotatoria; Philodinida; Philodinidae. The record is from the annotation of a GenBank genome assembly.